AUGUCCAGAUUCAAAAAAUGGAUUAAAACAAGUGAGAGACGAGAUGGAGGUCGUCCAGGAGAUCUCGACGAGGGUGAAGGUGAUAAUGAUUUCGAUGAACGAGGUCGUAGCGACGAGCAGCCCGUCAAUACUAGUGAUGUAACAAAAGCUGUUUAUUUUGUAUGUGAUGCACCACAAGAAAAUGUCAUUGCUAUAUUCUCUACAUUAGACAAAGACCUUCAGAUGUUUACCGAUGAAACUGAAUGUAUAGAAUAUAUGACACCAUUACCAAAUAAAAUAUUUUUUUUAAUCGAUGGUACACCAUCUUCAGCUCUUAUUGAAGGCAUUGAAUCAUUAAAACAAAUUGAUACUGUAUUUAUUUAUUCACAAUCAGCUGAUGCAGUUGCUGAAAUCAGUCAACAACAACAUAGUUAUAUUGUUAAUUGGUGUGAUAGUGAUGCUACAUUUACGGAUACAUUACAAAAAUCACGUGAAGAACUUGAAAAACAAACAGCUGCAUUUAGUAUGUAUAAUAAAAAAGAAAAAGCAACAAGAGAUCUUUCAAAAGAAGCUGGUUCAUUUUUAUUUUUUCAAUUAUUUAAAAAUGUAAUUAAAAAUAUGCCGAAAACAGAUUUAGCAAAAAAAACUAUGGUUAACACAGUUCGAGAAUAUUAUCGUGGUAAUUUAACAGAAUUAUCAAAUAUUGAAGAUUUUGAUAAAACUUAUAAAUCACUUGAUGCUAUACCUUGGUAUACAAAAGAAACAUUCGUUUAUAAGUUUAUUAAUAAAGCUCUUCGUACAGAAGAUGUUGAUGUAUUAUAUCAAUUUCGUUUUUAUAUUUUGGAUUUAAGUGAACAACUUGAAUUAAAAUUUCUUAAACUCAAAGAAACAACAAAAGGUGUUAUGAAGCUUUAUCGUGGUUUAAAAUUAAGUUUUGAUGAAGUCGCAAAUUUUCAGCAAAGUAUUGGAAAUUUAAUUUCAACAAAUGGGUAUUUAUCAACAAGUAGUGAUUUUGAAGUUGCAUAUGGUUUUGCAACAAAAUCAGCUAAACGAGAAGGUUAUGCACGAUGUUUAUUCGAAUAUGCAGUUGAUUUAGAUAAUAUUACGAAAAUUGUUAUUGCUGAUAUUCGAGAAUUUUCAGCAUUUCCAGAAGAAGCUGAAGUUUUGGUUGAUAUCGGAGCAUCAUUUGAAAUUGAUUCUUGUUAUUAUGGUGAAGACGACGAUUUAUGGCGUGUACAAGUUCAUGCAACUGAUAGGGGUGCUGAUUUAGCUGCUGAAUAUAUGGAAUAUCAAAAGAAAAAAAUGACAGAAGCUAAUAUAGUUCUUAUGUUUGGUAAUUUACUUCUUGAGAUGGGUGAAUAUUCUAAAGCAGAAAGAUAUUUUGAUACAAUUCUUAGUUCUUCAAAUCCUAAUGAUGAAGAAAUAGCUUGUAUUUUUUUUAAUUUUGGUCGUACACAUCGUUUAAAAGGAGAUUUUAAUCGUGCAAUUAAUUCUUAUAAUCGUGCAUAUAAUUUGCAUAUGAAUUCUCGACCAAAACGUGCUGCAAGUGCUGGAAAAACUUUGAAUGGUCUUGGAGUUGUUUAUAGUGAAAUGGGAAGACAAUUAAAAGCUGAAGAUUGUUUUCUCCGAGCUAUGAAAUUAUAUAAGAAAAGUAUUCCAAAAAAACAUGUUGAUGUUGCUGGAACAUUAAUUAAUUUAGGCACGAUUGAUUGUGAACGACAAGACUAUGGUAAAGCCUUAAUUCGAUUUCUUAAAGCAAAAAAGAUUUAUGAUCGUUCACUUCCACCAAAACAUCCAAAUCUUGCAUUACCUCGAGUUAAUUUAGGUAAUGUUUAUUUAUCAGCUGGUGAUUAUGAUAUGGCUCUAAAAGAAUACGAAGAUGCAUUGACAAUGCAAGUCGCAUCAUUACCAGGUGAUCAUCCAGAUAUAGCUCGUACAUUACAUAAUCUUGCACUCGUACAAACAAAUCGAGGAAAUAUGGAACAAGCAAAAGAAUAUAUGGAACGAGCAGAAGAAACAGCUAGUAAAACAUUAUCUGCAAAGCAUCCACUAAUGGGAUUACUUACUAAAACGAAAAAUAUCAUGGUCGAUGAAGUUAAAGAUUAUGUUUAUACUCGACAUUAA
This is a messenger RNA of Adineta steineri, 2103 nucleotides long. The record is from the annotation of a GenBank genome assembly. Lineage: Eukaryota; Metazoa; Rotifera; Eurotatoria; Adinetida; Adinetidae.